AUGAAAUUCACUACUGUUGCCACUGUUUUUGCUAUUUCCUCAUUAGCUGCCGCUAAAGGUGGUGAAAAAGAUCACGGUAAAGCUUCUACUGUCACCAAAUAUGUCACUGAAACUACCCACAGAUACGGUCGUUUUGACAAAACCAGUAGAUCUAAAAAGCCAAAGGAAACUGGUACUCACAGAUACGGUAAAUUCAACAAGACUCCACGUCCAGUUACCACAACUGUCUUGGUCAAAGAAAGCGACCUUCCAAAGAAAAGAGAUGCUGUUGUUGCUAGAGAUUCUAAAAACGCUUCUUCCAACUCUACCACCUCUAGUGGUAACAAUGGUGUCGCCACUGGUGUCAGCUUGGGUCUUGCUGGUGUCUUAGCUGUUGGUGCUGCUUUGGUCAUCUAA
This is a messenger RNA of Candida albicans SC5314, 396 nucleotides long. RefSeq names its product Pga14p (gene PGA14). The record is from RefSeq and is a predicted model, not a curated record. NCBI's taxonomy places the organism in Eukaryota, Fungi, Ascomycota, Pichiomycetes, Serinales, Debaryomycetaceae. The transcript has a single exon. The coding region runs from base 1 to 396 and encodes 131 amino acids.